UCCAAUCCAAACCAUGAAAACCGACGGCACAACGCCACCGCCGCCACCGCCACCGCCGCCGCCAACAACGAAUAUCGCCGGCGAAACCCCUCCCUCCACCCACCCCAUCCACAAAACCUUAACAUCUGUGGCCAACCUAGCCAACCUCCUCCCGACCGGCACCGUGCUCGCCUUCCGCACCCUAACCCCGUCCUUUUCGAACAAAGGCAUUUGCCAAAUAUCGAACCAAUGCCUCACGGCCGCCCUCGUCGCCCUAUUAUCGAUCACGUGCUUCGUCUCCACGUUCACCGACAGCUUCACAGACAGCCAAGGGCGGCUCUACUAUGGCGUGGCCACGUUCAAGGGGCUUCACAUUUUUAGCUGCGGCGGCGACGACGACGGUGCCGGGAAUCUCGAGGCGCGGCUUUUGGAGACUGAGGAAGCGGCGGCGGCGGCGAAGGCCACGCGGGUCGACCUUUCGAGGUUUAGGGUUGGUGUUGUGGACUUCUUCCAUGCCUUUGUGUCCCUCUUUGUGUUCUUGGCUUUCGCCUUCAGCGACGAUGAUGUUAAGAAAUGCUUCUUUUCUUUCGAGGAUGAGAAUUUGGAUGUUUUGCUUAAGAACUUGCCGUUGGCCGCCGGGGUUUUCUCUGGAUUCUUCUUUACCGUCGUUCCAACGACGCGCCGCGGCGUCGGAUAUGCUGACGUGGCUGCUAAGGUCAAGUGAAGGAAGUUGUGUGAUUAUAUUAUGAUGUUGCUAGUUGCAAGAUGAAGUUUGUGGUUUGUGUCAUGUGGAUAUGUAAGGAUUUCAAUUUGUGGUUCAUUGUAGGUUUAAUUGUUUGUUUUUGUACCAAUGUUUUUAUGUGUAAAGAAAGAAUGUAUUUUUACUCUGAAUCAUGAAAUUAAGAAAUAAAUACUUUUUGUUGAA
Molecule: messenger RNA, 904 nt
Organism: Andrographis paniculata
Lineage: Eukaryota; Viridiplantae; Streptophyta; Magnoliopsida; Lamiales; Acanthaceae
Product: protein DMP10-like
Exons: 1
Coding region: 14-703 (229 amino acids)
Biological process (GO): endomembrane system organization
Source: RefSeq, a predicted model, not a curated record